AUGAAGCUGCUUUACCCAACAUCCCUCAAACUCGACAUCCAAAGCCUCGAGGGCUUCUCCGUCGACCUCCAUUCAUACGACGUUAAGAAGCCCAUCCCAGAAGAGCACGUCGAUGCCGAAAUCCUCGUCACAUGGACAAACACGGCCGAUAACCUUCAAGACGCCGCAAAGCGCCUAACAAAGCUUCAAUGGAUUCAAUCCCUCGCUGCGGGUCCCAACGAUGUUCUCAGCGCCGGCUUCGACGCAUCAAAGAUUAAGAUUACUACCGGCUCGGGUCUUCACGAUCACACUGUCGCAGAGCAUGCGCUAGGUCUUUUGCUCAACGCUGCCCGUCGUUUCUACGAGAUGCGCGAUUACCAGCUUCAGGGCAAAUGGCCAGGCCACCUCGGCGGUCCCCAGCCUGAUAGACCCAAGGACGCUUUCACAACGCUCCGCGAUGCGCGCGUGCUCAUUUGGGGUUUCGGCAACAUCGCAAAGAGCCUCACCCCGCAGCUCGUUGGUCUCGGCUCUCAAGUCCGGGGUAUCGCUCGUCAAAAGGGUGUUCGCAACGGCAUUGAGAUUUACACCGAGGAUGAUCUCGACAAGCUCCUCCCCGAGACUGAUGCACUGGUCAUGAUUCUCCCCGGUUCCGAUUCCACGCGCCACGUCCUCAACGCCGAGCGACUCAAGCAAUUGCCCAAGCACGCGUGGGUCGUCAACGUGGGGCGGGGUACAUCUGUGGAUGAAGAUGCGCUUGUUGAUGCGCUGGAGAAGGGAGAGAUUGGAGGAGCGGCAUUGGAUGUCUUUGAGACAGAGCCUCUUCCUGAACCUAGCAAGAUCUGGAAGGCGCCUAAUACUAUUGUUUCACCGCAUGCUGCUGGUGGACGACCACAAGGUGCUGAGGGUCUUAUCGCUGAUAAUCUUAGACGAUUCAGGGCGAAGCAGGAUUUGAAGAACAAGACAUAUAUCUCAUUUCAAUUCUUCUCAAUUGAACUGAAUUACUAUCAUGAUUGGGAUGAUGGUGUUGCAAUUGCUAAGGCCGCAAAAUACCCUCUGUUCAAUUGGGGGUUUGAAGGGAUUCCCACUGUAAUUUACGGCGUUAUCAUCAUCCGUACCAUCUUCAUCUCCAUCCAUCACUUAUCAUCCGCUGUCGCAACCACAAUACUCGCCGUGAUCAUGACUUUAGUCCAGCCCGCCUCUAAUAACGCCAACGCACUCAAUUCUUGCCAAUUCACUCUCCCCACAAGAAGAGGCGAAUACCUCAUUCAAGUCUCAUGGCCUUUGUGCUGGAGCAGCGAGCGUGUACCACCAGAAGAUGAUACUUCCACCGUCUCCACUGUAUACAUAGUUGAUGGAAACAUCUACUUCUUCACAGCAACAGACAUCGCUCGUCGGUUGGAACUUACUCACCACACACGAGUUGUCCUUGUUGCAAUCGGCUAUCCUAACAAAACCUGCGUCUUCGACAAGCGUCGCAAUGGAGAUCUGACACCCGAAGCUUGCGAUGGCAUCUACAGUGUACCGCCGGGUCCUGAUGGCAAGCCUUCUCUAGGUCCUUUCGGCAGCGCAUCCGACUUUUUGGACAUAAUCCAAACACAAGUCCGGCCAUAUGUCGAAAAUACCCUCUUCCCGGACGUUCCUCUCAAUUCUGGACCUAAUGCUCUAUUCGGCCAUUCCUACGGUGGUCUAUUCACUCUCAACGCUCUAUUCACUCAACCAAAUUUCUUUGAUACCUUCAUUGCAGCAAGUCCAUCUAUCUGGUUUAACAACAAAAGUAUCGUGCAAAACCAAGAGCAAGAUUUCCACGCACGCGAACCUCCUACAGGUCGAGCACCACGACUCUUGGUCAUGUUUGGUGGUGCCGAACAGACGUUGAUGAAAUUACCUGGUGAAUCAGAUGAAAAGUUUGACAAGAAGCAGAAGGGCGCGUUGGAGAGGAAGAUGAAAGACAAUGCACUAGAACUGGUAGAGACGAUGAAAACGUCCAAGAAUCUAAGGGAUGUUUGGACGUGGGAGUUUGAGGCGGAGGACCAUGGUGGUGCAGCACCUUGUGCUUUGCAGAGGGGACUAUUCAGGUUUCUCUUGGAUCAACGUGCAGAGCAAUAG
Messenger RNA from Fusarium venenatum, 2085 nucleotides. RefSeq names its product Alpha/Beta hydrolase protein. Lineage: Eukaryota; Fungi; Ascomycota; Sordariomycetes; Hypocreales; Nectriaceae. Gene Ontology annotation, molecular function: hydrolase activity, acting on ester bonds. The record is from RefSeq and is a predicted model, not a curated record.